CGAUUUUGGUCCAGUGGGAUGCAGAACGCUCGUAUUCCGCUAAUCACAUUUUCCACCUUCCUCCAGUAAAAAAUACGCUUAACAUUCCAACAGCACUUCUAACGGUCGGCGAUGGAAAGUUACGAAAUCGUCGUGCAUGGUGUCAGCAGGUGAACGUUCGUCUUUUUUUUACUGGGAGUGGUCGCAACCAUCUCGACACUGUACGAAUUUGUAAACAGUCGCCCUUAAAAUGCGAGUACUGAUAAUCGGUAUACUUUUCAACAGUAUCAGCAUCACACACGGUGCCGCGCGCUAUAAAACUUACGAGGCGAACCCAGACACCAAGAGACUGUACGAUGACUUACUGUCUAAUUACAACAGGCUCAUACGCCCCGUCAUCAAUAAUACCGAAACCCUAACGGUUUGGCUCGGCUUGAAACUCUCGCAAUUGAUCGAAAUGAAUUUGAAGAACCAGGUGAUGACCACGAACGUCUGGGUAGAACAGAAAUGGUUCGACUACAAGCUACGUUGGGAUCCAGAGGAAUACGGUGGCGUGGAAAUGCUUUACGUGCCUUCCGAAAAUAUUUGGCUGCCAGAUAUCGUGAUGUACAAUAACGCUGACGGCAAUUACGAAGUAACUCUCAUGACAAAAGCCACGUUGAAGUACACAGGCGAGGUAUCUUGGAAACCGCCAGCCAUCUACAAAUCGUCCUGCGAGAUUAACGUGGAAUAUUUUCCAUUCGACGAGCAAUCCUGCAUCAUGAAGUUCGGCUCGUGGACAUACAACGGCGCUCAGGUGGAUUUGAAGCACAUGAAGCAAGAGCCUGGCAGCAACGUGGUCGCGAUUGGCAUCGACUUGACCGAUUUCUACUUGUCGGUAGAAUGGGAUAUCCUCGAAGUGCCAGCAUCCAGAAACGAGGAGUAUUACCCGUGUUGCACGGAACCCUAUUCUGACAUCACAUUCAACAUCACGAUGCGGAGGAAAACGCUGUUCUACACGGUGAAUCUCAUCAUCCCUUGCGUGGGUAUCACGUUCCUCACGGUGCUUGUUUUUUAUUUGCCAAGCGACUCGGGCGAGAAAGUAUCGCUGUGUUCUUCCAUCCUCCUCUCACUAACUGUGUUCUUCUUAUUGUUGGCCGAGAUUAUACCACCGACAUCGUUGGCCAUACCACUUUUAGGAAAAUACUUGUUGUUUACCAUGAUCUUGGUCACUUUAUCGAUAUGGAUCACCGUAUGCGUUUUGAACGUCCAUUUUCGAUCUCCAUCCACGCACAACAUGUCGCCUUGGGUCAGACAGUUAUUCUUAAAUUGGAUGCCUCGAAUGCUAAUGAUGCGUCGAACCCCGUAUUCGACUCCAGAAUACGACGAUACGUAUAUGGAUAGCGGAUACACUAAUGAAAUAGAUUUUAGCAACAUACAUUGUAGCUUUCAUGACAGCGUUAGCGAUUACCCGCUGGAAUUGAAAGGUAGUCCGGAUGGAUUUGAAAGCGUCACUUCCCAGUAUAAGAAUAUUAGGGAAGAUGACGCUCGACAUUAUCCGCACGCAUCAGUCACUGACAGUGAAAAUACGAUGCCGAGACACUUAUCUCCAGAUGUCAUAUCAGCUCUGAAAGGUGUGCGUUUCAUUGCUCAACAUAUUAAAAAUGCAGACAAAGAUAAUGAAGUUAUAGAAGAUUGGAAAUUUGUAGCCAUGGUUUUGGACAGACUUUUUCUUUGGAUUUUUACGUUCGCGUGUAUUGGUGGGACACUUGGUAUAAUAUUCCAAGCUCCAAGUUUGUACGACACAAGAGAACCUGUGGACCAACAACUCUCUGGAAUAUCACCUGGUAUUUACAUGCAUCCAAAUCUAGUUGGAACUGUGCCAACAGAAUAAACUCUGAAAUGCACGAAACGCGUGAUUUACAUAUGUAAAACAGCGACACAAAUGUGUUUAUAUUGUUAAUAUCCUAUUUGCAACGACUUAACCAAUUUUAUUUCUUAAAAUAGUAUC
This is a messenger RNA of Hylaeus volcanicus, 1969 nucleotides long. RefSeq names its product acetylcholine receptor subunit beta-like 2 (gene nAChRbeta2). The coding region runs from base 230 to 1852 and encodes 540 amino acids. The transcript has 12 exons. Gene Ontology annotation, biological process: signal transduction; regulation of membrane potential; monoatomic ion transmembrane transport. Lineage: Eukaryota; Metazoa; Arthropoda; Insecta; Hymenoptera; Colletidae. Gene Ontology annotation, molecular function: transmembrane signaling receptor activity; acetylcholine-gated monoatomic cation-selective channel activity. The record is from RefSeq and is a predicted model, not a curated record. Gene Ontology annotation, cellular component: postsynaptic membrane; synapse; neuron projection.